Molecule: messenger RNA, 562 nt
Organism: Aplysia californica (California sea hare)
Lineage: Eukaryota; Metazoa; Mollusca; Gastropoda; Aplysiida; Aplysiidae
Product: four-domain proteases inhibitor
Exons: 2
Coding region: 16-516 (166 amino acids)
Molecular function (GO): protein binding
Source: RefSeq, a predicted model, not a curated record
GUCAUCAUCAGCAUCAUGAAGUGGCUAGUGUUGGUUCUCCUGGCUGUGUACGUGGGUGGCGCUAUGUCUGCGUCCUGUGACGCCUUGAAGAAACGCCGCUGUACCAGGGAGUACAAACCUGUGUGUGCGACCUUCACCCGGACCUUCCCCACUCAAUGCGUCCUCGAGUCAAUGAGGUGUGAACUCGCCAAACAAGGCUGGCAGUUAGACAAGAUUGUGUCCAAACGAGACUGCUGUCAGCGGCCAAUAACCUCUGAAUUCCAUUACGUAUGUGGAUCUGACGGUGAAGUGUACAUGAACCCUAUGGGCAUGGAAAUCGCAGCUUGUGAAAAGAGAGACUAUAUCAAGUCCGUGCCUCUCUCCAACUGCCCAAAUAUCCAUCGCCCUCCUGGCACUCUCGAUGGCCCUGGCAUUGUCCCUGUCCCUCGCCCCAUGCCAAUGCCUAUGCCUGGCCCUGGCCCUAUCCCUAUUCCUGCUCCUGAACUUCUCCCAUGGGAAGGAAUUGUCCUGCACUAGACGCUGACGCAAACGCGUGAAAUAAAGUUCCAGAAGCGUCCAGAAA